AUGUUUGCCUUGUCAGGAGUACAACCCGGUCACCGCAUCCAAUCAUUUGCGGAAGCGAAACGGCUGGAUCAAAUGAACGAGCGUAUGCCGCCUUCGAUGGCUACACCACCGCCAGGCCAGUCGCCCUCAUCGUCACCGCAGCCUCGUGCGCGUAACGGACCGGACGCGUAAGC
Messenger RNA from Strongylus vulgaris, 173 nucleotides. NCBI's taxonomy places the organism in Eukaryota, Metazoa, Nematoda, Chromadorea, Rhabditida, Strongylidae. The record is from the annotation of a GenBank genome assembly.